This is a messenger RNA of Brassica oleracea var. oleracea, 2199 nucleotides long. RefSeq lists its product as uncharacterized. The record is from RefSeq and is a predicted model, not a curated record. NCBI's taxonomy places the organism in Eukaryota, Viridiplantae, Streptophyta, Magnoliopsida, Brassicales, Brassicaceae. The coding region runs from base 150 to 1316 and encodes 388 amino acids. Gene Ontology annotation, cellular component: endoplasmic reticulum. Gene Ontology annotation, molecular function: protein disulfide isomerase activity. The transcript has 6 exons. Gene Ontology annotation, biological process: response to endoplasmic reticulum stress; protein folding.
GGCAAACACAUCUUCUCUAUCGAACCGGUAAAAUGCGAUCGCUGAGAUCAAUCUGAUCUGUUAAACCGAACUAACCAAUAAAAUCGAAUCACCACCGACGACGAGAAAAGGAAGAAGACGCGACGACUGAGUGAGUGAGCGGCGUCCCGAUGAGAACUCCGGCUCUCCUCCUCCUCCUCCUAGCCUUCGUAUCUAUCAUUCCUCCGUCAAGCGGUCAUGGCGAAUGGGGUAUCCUCACGGAGCAAAACUUCUCAUCUCAGAUCCGCCUCCACCCUCACAUCCUCCUCUUCGUCACCGCUCCAUGGUGUGGCGAGUCAAGGUCACUUAAGAAUGAAAUAACUCAGCUGGUUCAGAGUGAUUCAGAGUAUGACUCGUUGAAGUUGAUGGUUGUGUACAGAAACUCAGAGAAGGUAUUAGCACAAGCCAUUGGUGCUGCCAACGAGAUUACGAUUCUGUACUAUCACCAUGCUGUGCCUUACCACUAUCGUGGGAAACUCCGAGCCUCAAAUAUACUGUCGUCUCUUCAUCCUUAUCUGACUUCUCCUCCCCAAGAACUCCCUCUCAGACAUUUGAAGUCUCCAGAGAGUUUGAAGGCUUUUCUUGAAUCAUCUGACAAGACUUUGAUUCUGUUCGAAUUUUGCGGAUGGACUAGUACACUUCUCUCUGAGUUGAAGAGGAAUGUCACUGAAGAUAACCUUUGGCAUGGUAACUUCUCCAAAAAAGUUGAAACCGACCGAGUGCUAAAGCUAAGAGGAAAAAAUAACCAGAAGGUGGCUGUAACGGACCAUGCAAAAUGGAAACCGAUGUGUAGACUCCAAAGCGGAUUUGGUAGAGUUCCUUGGCUUGAGGAUUUUAGCUAUGUCAAUGAUACUGCUGCUUUGCAGGAGAAUGACAGAGCGAACGGGGGUUCUGGACAGACAUGUAACCAUGAACAGUUCAAGCAAUUCAGUUCAUUCCUCUCGAAAUUGAUUGCCGCCGCAAAAGAGUUUUCCCUGCCUCCUGAAAGGCAAAAAUUUGGUCUGAUCACAGAAAAAUCGCUGGCUUCACCAUUUACUGUUGGAGCAUCUGAUUCGUGGGCAGCAGUCCUUCAGCUGGCAGGAUGUCCACAUUGUUCAAAGAUUCUCAAGGCUGGAGAUGACAUUCAGAGACUCUUAAAGAUGGAAAAUCCCAUAGUCUCAGAGAGAGAAGUGUAUCCUUCCGUGGUGUUCUUUCCAACAGAGAGAAACAAAGUCAUUUUAUAUGAAGGGGAGAUGUCUGUAACUGACAUAACAAAUAACUCUCUUGAGUUUUUCAUAACUUGUUUUCUUCUGGCUUAGCUGGUUGUGAAAACAGCAUUUGUUUCGCCGAGGAAGGGCUUUUGGGUUUUUAAAGCUGGAGCCUAAACAAAGCAAGUUAUGAAUCUUAACUCUCGCAGGAAUCAUUCCUACUCUGUCUGGAAAAGGAAGAAGGAACACAAACAAGCUUUGAUCAACAAACUGGCUGCUCCCAAAGUGAAAGUUGGCACAAUCCCUUUUGCUACAGAAAGGCUAGGAGACAGUCUACCGUUUGCAAAAUCAAAGAUUCUGAUACUAAAAGCAGGCCAAGAAUCCGGUUUCAUGGGUGUUAUCUUCAACAAACGGUUACGAUGGUCAUCGUACCCUGACCUGGACGGAGGCCAAACAGCUGAGCUCUUGAAAGACACGAUUCUAUCUCUCGGAGGUCCAGUGAUGGAUAGAGAAAAGCCGCUUAUGGCUCUGAGCCGAGAGGGAGACCCCUCCACGGAUCUUGAACUCUCACCAGGCGUGUAUUUCCUUGAUCAUGAGUCGGUGGCCCGUCGUAUCCAAGAGUUAAGUCUAGAGAUUUGAAUCCAAGUGAUUAUUGGUUUUUCGUGGGGUACUCAAGCUGGAGCCAUGAGCAGUUGUUUGAUGAGAUCGGUCUUGGGGUAUGGGAUGUUGAUAACAACCAGCUUGACUUCGCUUGGCCUUGAAGCAGCUGUUAGCAUCUAUGUUUCUUGCAUCUCAUGUCACGCGAUAUAGUAAUGUUUUCUUUUUAGUAGGAAGAAUCUUAAAAGGCAUAUAUAAGAACCCAUUAUGUGGGUUGAAAGAUAUGUUGGUUAACUGUAACACUUUAAAAUGUCUUCUUUACAACAGAUGAGAUAUUUACACAGAUUCCUCUUGCAUUUGCUAAAAAAUCGACAUUAAACCAGUUUACAAAUCAAAA